AUGUUGCCUAUGGUAACGAUGCCUGCACCAUCGACGCCUCUAGGGGAUUAUUCUGCUUUGAGGCGCCGAUUUACGGUCCAAGGCUCGCCCACGGAUGGUCCACCAGGCGAAGCGACUGAAUCACCCAGUCGGACCUCGUCACCAACAUCGCAGCGCCGCAUGUCGAAUCUGUAUCGGGUUCUUCAACGGCGCCCCAGUCACUCGUCGCUCAACUCUGAUCAAGGAUCGGCGCCGUUGCCGAAGAGUCGACAUCGCGUCACAUUCCGUGGAGCUGGGCCACCCAAUACCUCUUCAGGACGCGACAGUCCUUUGAGGAUGGUGUCGUCGGCGCAUCAGGAUGCGUCCCAAAUACAUACGCAGACGCGGUCGCGGUCGCCGUGGCGCGUAGCAUCGCCCACCAUGCCGAGCUCAUCUCGCUUGCGAAACUACAACCCAUUUGCUCGCACCAAGCCUUCAGCGGGGCAGGAAGAUGAUAUUUUCCACGACGCGAUCUCAGACAACCAGACGCGCCCAUCGUCACCCUUCAUGAGUGUGACGCGUCCGCACACUGGCAUGGGCAUGCAUCCAUCCGAUCUUAGGCGCUAUGUCUAUGAUACAUCGCCAUCAAUGCCAUUUGUUGACGCGCGUGUGCGAUCGUCGGCAUCGGCACCGACAUCCAUGACGCAGCACUAUCUGUCAAACAAUGUCGUUCUGGUGGUUGAGCCAGCGCAUUGCGUGCUGAAUAUGUUUGGUGCACUGCAAGUGACCGGCAACUAUUCGUUGUCCGGCAUGGUGCGAGUGAGUCUUCCACAUUCCAUGGACAAUUGCCGUGCUGUCGAUGUCCAAUCACUUCAGGUCUCUUUUACGGGCUACUCCGUGUACAUUGACAGUUCAGGCCGAUUUUCCUCUGUUCGCCUAUGCGACUUGAAACAAGAACUUGUACCGACUCGAGCGACGCUGCAGCUUCCUCCGGAUGGAGCGCCCAUGUACGAGUGUGAAUUUGACAUGUUUGUUCCGGGGUGGCUGCCUGCAUCGUUCAGCACCCGCUCUGUCUGCACGUUUUACAACUUGGAUGCAGAAGCGACCUUGUGCGAUGUGCUGUCGCAGGACCUUACGUCGGCAACCACUGCCAUUGAUGCUACGACGUUGACGCCUGCUUUCUCAACGGGCAGCCGACGUGUGAGUAAACCCAUUCACGUUCACAGUGUGCCAAAUCUUGUGGUGAUUCAACGCAGCCGAGAAGUCGUACCGAUUCCCGUUGCACAGACGGCUGCAUUCCUUGGGCCUGACGUGCCCAUUACGUCGAAUCCAUUCCGCCGUGAAACGAAUCCGUUCCGCCACCUAUUGCGUGCAGAAGGGCCUGAACCGCCAUUUGCGACGUCCUCAUCAACGUCCUCAUCGUCCAUCUCUGCAACGACACCACCCCAGGCAUUGACGGCGAACUUGCCUCCCUCAUCGGACCAGUCCGACGGCGGCCGGGAGUCGACGAGUCUGCCCACGCCCACGCCGAGUCGCACGCAGCGGAUGAAUCGUGCGCCUCUUCGUCACCACACACACAUUGCGAAAUUGCAUAUGCCGACGCCCGUGACGAUCAAUGGCACCACGCACACAUCAUUGCCUGUGAAGUUGUGCUUGUCUGUACCGGCGUAUUCAAGCACGCAUGCUACUACACGAGAAGAGCAACCGCCGCUCAUAUUUGGCCUGCAAGCGGAACUGGAUUCCCUCUGGCAGCAGGCCAAGGCAUGGUGUGAUGUGCGUAUCUGUGAAAUGGAAGCUGUGUGUGUGCAGAUGGAGAAGUACAGCUCAUCGCUCUCGCGCAGCUACUGUACGGCCUUUUCGCUCGAUGUGAAUGAAACGACACAGAUCCCUUCGUCCAUGCUCCCUUUCUUUGACGAUGUGCCGAUCCACGCUGGUGUGUGCACGCCUCAAAGCUCCAUGGUUGCGCAGCCGAACCGGAUGCCGCAGCCGUAUUCACGAGCGCUCGUGGAGAACCGCGUCCGUCUAGAGCAGACAGGCCACCAGCCAUCCGAGCGGCAAAACACGAUUGAACGACUGCGUGCAUAUACGGUGGGGCCUCUGCCAACGAUGCGUGAACGGCAGGCGAAGGAUGAGCGCCGUGCAGCGAAAGACGACAAAUCACAGGCCAGUAGUACCCCUCGACGAAGACGAACCGUGACGAAUGCCUUGUCGCGCUUGUCGAUGUUUUCUCCACAGCGUGACUCGGCAGCGGGAUCUGGAGGAUCAUCUACAACUCACACAUCGAACUAUGGAAAUGGUGCUGGCACCGGUAGCCAUGGCGGGCUGAGUAGCAUUUUGCAUGGUGCGUCAUCAUCGGCCGACGACGGCGCGCAUGGCACGACUCUCGACACAGGAGGAGGAAGUACUGGGAAUGCGACUGAGAACACGAAAGCGUCGUAUGUGUUUGACGGGGAAGACGGCUGUGGCUUGGCUUUGAGCCGGAAGCGUGUGCGCUUGUCGUUUAGUCUGCCACUCGUGCCGAGUCAUGGCUUCAUGGCCCUCAAGUACAACACACCUCAGCUCCUGCCAGAUUAUGAGAGUCCGCAUAUGCGCAUCCGACACAAGCUCAAGGUCAAGGUGCGGUUCGGCUUCGGCUCAUCUUUGAUUGGCACACCUGUCGGCAUGCAGAGCGUGGUAAUGAGUGUGCCAGUGCGCUUUAGCGAGGCGCCACCGAAAGAGGCACUCUCGCAGGCGCCACCGCUCGUGCUGCCGAAGCAAGCACGAACAUAUGUGCCAUCGAACGGCGCGCCUAACGCGGCAUUGCCCCCAUCGUACGUGCAUGCGUCGUAUUCGACCAUUGAGGGCGCACAGGGGCACAGCAGCUAUCUGCCGGCAUACACACAAUUGUUUCGUGAAGACGGCUCGCGUCUGGAGGACGAUGCUGAGGUGCUGCCUCCGUACCCUGAUCAACCACCGAUUCCCGUGGCGGCCGAUCAGCAUAUGUUUGCGGCCCAGCUUGCAGCCGCGCUGUAUGUGGUGCCAGAGCGUGAUCGAGAAGCAAAGACGCCAGCGGCUAUAAGUAUGCUGGAUGCAUUCAACGCAGAGGAUCAGGAACUGUAUGAAAUGGCCCAGGAGGUGGACGACGAAAUGAUGGAUGAGCGGCUGGCCAAUGAUGAGGUGCCGUUCGAAGACGACGACGACAUGACAGCAGCACGCACGGCCCGAUCUGGCGCAGACCAUGAUGGUGGUGCAGGCUCGCCGCUACUUGAAAUGCAGGCGACAAAUGACUCCACGAUACCUCGUGCCAUGGACAUGGCUGCCUCACCCAUGAUGAUGGUAGGGUCGCCCGCAAGUCUGCAUGAUGUAGCCCAUAUCACUCAUGCUUCGACGUACACGUUGAUGGAUCAGGCGCAUACGGUAAGUCCAUCGCCACCGCUUGUGCAGCCAAGAACCAUGUCUGGAUGA
This is a messenger RNA of Malassezia globosa CBS 7966, 3402 nucleotides long. RefSeq lists its product as uncharacterized. The record is from RefSeq and is a predicted model, not a curated record. Bases 1 to 3402 code for a protein of 1133 amino acids. NCBI's taxonomy places the organism in Eukaryota, Fungi, Basidiomycota, Malasseziomycetes, Malasseziales, Malasseziaceae. The transcript has a single exon.